CCCAAUCAGCCAUUUGCUGACCCCACCUUCUUUAUCGCCCACAUGGAAUGUGGGAAGAGACCCCGGAAGGAUCUGACCCACAAUUUUUUUUUUUCAUUUUCUCUUCUUUUUCCAAAUUUCCAUCGUCUCCCAGCUCCCACCUUAUUUGCCAAUUGAGCAUCCGUCCCACCUCUUCCCGUGGACUCCUAUACGUUCAUUUACUUGUGAUGAACACAACCAUCUUCUCCUUUUUCUGUUACUUCCUUGCACAGGAUCAGUUGUCUCUGUAGAAACCCAGUGUUGGUCAUUCUUAUGGUUUCUUAAGGAACUCAUGUUUUUCUCACUCGUUUCUUAUUGUGUUCUGUAUUUUCUUUUGUUUUAUGUGGUUGCCAUUGCUCACAGAUUUUGUUGUUUGGCUGAGGAAUUGAUUUAGGAAGGUUUCUUUUGGAUUUCUUGGGUGUGGGUGAAUCUCAAGAAGUGUCAAUCCGUUUGUUAUCAAGGUCAAAAAUCAGCAUUUCGAAUGGAGGUCCUUAGGAUAAAGGAAGGAUUGAUCCCCAUUCUGAUACAAGGAGAUGAGAAAGAUUCGUUGUUGUUAGAUGGGUUAGGGAAUGGCAGCUAUCUGCAGGCUGCUUGGUGAAAUUGCAGCGAGGAGAAACGAGAAGACCUUUUUUGUUUUUAUUUUUUAUAUUUGAGUAAUUUGGGUGUUGUAAACUUCUAUGUUCAAGGUUGGUGCAAGUUCGAGAAGAAGAAGAGAAUGGGCGAAAUCUUGAUGGCUGUUAGCGGAAAUAAAGUAUAGUAAUUUGUCUGCAAGUAAAAUUGGGUAGUAGGAAAGCAUAAUUGUCUGGCUUCAUCUGAUUGAGAGAAGGGGACAGACACCUGCAGGGUCUCAGUAUUUCCAUGGAGACUAUGUGGUCAAAAGGAUAGCUCUUGCUUUGAGAGUCUAAAAACUGUUGAAGCCAAAAAGAUUCUGCCUUGGGAACCAAAGUACUUCUCCCUUUCCAACACUUCUUGGCUUUUGUGUUUGUUAUGAAAGGUUUCUCAGAACGAUGACCCGACUCUCUUUCCCAGAGUGCUGGAAGUUUGACUGAAAAUUUCCAUUUCUGUUUGUUACAUUGAAAAUAUAGUCUGGGUGCGGACGUGGUCGGGAAGAGUGGGAGGACGUCCUUAGUUAGAGAAGAAAGGAAGUUGUGGGGAAAAUGUCUGCUAAACUGUUGCACGCUUUGACCGAUGAUAAUCCCGAUUUGCAGAAGCAGAUUGGAUGCAUGACAGGGAUCUUUCAAUUGUUUGAUAGGCAUCAUUUCGUCUCAACCAGGCGCCUGUAUGCCCAACAACAUAAGAGGCUUCCUUCAGAUCAUCCUCAUUUCCGGCAAAGUAAUUGCAAAGUUGAAGCUGAGGCGAUUGCAGGUUCUCCUAGAGUAUCUGUGGAAAAGAAUCUAAUCCACAACCAACAUGCAAAUAUUGAUUUGUCAGUGGUCUCUGGAUCGUCUUCCUCUUGUUCAUCAUCUUUCUCUUCAGUAGAAUUUAGCAGAACAGCUCCCAGUGAGCCUUCUUCCUUGGAUCGACCACUGAGAAAUGCACAAAAAAGUUGCACUUCAUCUGUAGAUAACAAGCAUACUAUCUCUUCAGCUUCUAGUCAACAAGCUCAUUCAUAUACAGGAAGACAAUCCCUUGAUUUUCGAGAUAUAGUAAAAGAUUCAAUGUACAGAGACACUCAAAGGCUGUCUGUUAAAACAAGAACCAAAGAGGCAGACGUAAAUCACUUGACAAAGCCAAGAGAUUCUCCAAGGCCUCUACAAGUUCCAAAACUGCUGGAUGAAUCUCCAGUGAAACAUAUUAGUGGAAAGCCAAAAGUUCCAGCGGAUCUGAAUGAGUCACUCAGGGUUCUUGCAAGACUUAAAGAAGGACCCUGGUACCUUUCAGAAUCUAGAGACUCACCAAGGGCUUCCCAUGAAGUGAAGGAUGCUUCUUGGUAUUCAGUGACAAAAGAAGGUCGUAGGUUCUCCUAUGAUGGAAAAGAAAUUCCUCGUGCUUCUUGUGAUUCAAGAGAUAACUACAAAUCCAUGGCAAAACUCAAAGAACUUCCAAGACUGUCACUGGAUGAGAGAGAUUGUUCAUCUAGGAGUUCCAAUUUUGACAUCAUAUCCAGCUCUACUUUGAAGGACUUACAAAAUCAUAGUAACCAAAAGAUUGGUGACAAUAGACAACGACCAGGUAUAGUUGCUAAGCUUAUGGGUCUAGAGCCAAUUUCUAACUCAAGCUCGUCAGGAAAACCAAUACAUGAACUGGAAACCAGACUAGAUCGAGUGUUGUGCUCACCAAGAAAUUCUCUUAUAGACCCAGUGUCACCACAAGCAAGAAAAACUGAUUUGGUAAAGAAACAAGCUUCUAAUUCACGGGUUCCCAUUGAAGCAGCUCCAUGGCGGCAUCUUGAGGGUGGUCUUGGAUCUCCAAGAAAGGCUGCCAAAGCUCAUCUUCCAGCAAAAACUCAAGCACCUGAUUUUGUCUUUACUGAGAUUGAAAGACGAUUGAAAGAGCUGAAGUUUCAACAUUCUGAGAAAGAUCUUAGAGCGUUAUUGGAUGCAGUGCAGGCAAAAGUGUUACUAGAUACCAAGAAAGAUCAAGUUAGGACUCAACAAUUACAAGCUCCAGAAACAUACUCCAAUCAGGUCUCCUCUGUGGAGCCUGUGAACAGGCGAAUGCCACAGCACGAUAACCCAAUCUCUCUCCCAACAAGGGGAAGCUGCUCUCCAAAGUCUUAUGAAUCUCCAAUAGUUAUCAUGAGGCCUGUAAAACCUAGUGACAAGUCCAACAUCAACCCCUCAUCUUUCAUAAAUUCCAAUGGCUUCACUUAUCCUCAGGGCAAUAAAUUAACAAGAGACUUAAAGACUCCACGAGAAAUUGAUGGCAAUAGAGGUUCUAGUCGAGUUCAGGGUCUACCAUCCAAAAUUAGCACAAGGGAAACUGCAAAUCAAAGUCAAGGUUCUGCAAAUAGAAAAGUCAAUAGCAGAACUGAAGGAAAUCUGCGAAGGCCUCAAAAGCCUCAGCCACGAUUUACUCAACUACCGACUAGACCUCAAGAGGUGACCAGAGACACAAGAUCCACCAAGAAUUCAGGAUCUUUGAGCCCUCGGCUACAACAGGGGAAACAAGAAGAAAGGAAGACGAGGCAACCUAAUUAUUCACAGGAUUCUAGCAAGCUAAGGAAGCAGUCUGGUCGUCGCCAACAGUCUGAUAUCAGAUGCAAAGUCAAUAAGCGCAUAUCAGAUUUGGAUUGUUCCAUUGAGGAUCAUGCAAGUGAUAAAAGCAGUGAUACAGGGAGAUACUUGAACCAUCAAAGUAAUGAAGCCUCUACACGUUCAGAUAGCAACAUCAGUUCUGCAUCACAUUUUGAUGUGGAAGUCACAAGUGUGGAUCGCUCUUCAGAGAUGAAUUCUGUUUUCCAAAAGUCUUCAGUCAGCAACUUAGAAGAAAAGAUUCAAGGCGCAUCAUCGACUUUGAAAGAUGAAAGUGGAUUUCUGGAAUUAGGAGGUCUAGGGCCUGAACAGCCUAGUCCAGUGUCUGUUCUAGAUCAUUCAUUUUACAAGGAUGAUCUGCCUUCUCCUGUGAAGACAACACACCCUUUCAAAGGCAAAGAGAUCUGGAAGCCAUGUACGAACAACCGUUUGUCCAACACGAGGAGAUCUCUCGAUUUUUCAUCGAUAAAAGGUAAUCAUAAUAAGUUCACAAAUGUGGAGCACCUUGUUCAGAGGCUCCAACGACUCAAUUCUUCUCAUGAUGAAGCUGCUACAGACUACAUUGCAUCUCUCUGUGAGAAAACAACUCCAGAACACAGAUACAUUUCUGAGAUAUUGUUAGCAUCAGGAUUCCUUCUCAAGGACCUGACUUCAGAUAUUAUAGUUACACAUAUCGAUCCUUGCUCUUCUGGGUUCUUGAUCAACCAAGACCUGUUCUUUGUUCUUGAAAAGACAAAAGCAAGCCGAUUAUAUAAAGAAGAAGCUAGCAAACCUGGGCUGCCCAUUCAACAGAAGGCCGAUCAUGAGAGAGUGCAACGGAGGCUUCUCUUUGACACCGUAAAUGAAGUGCUUAUCAGCAAGUUGCCUGUGAUAGAUUCAGAGCCAUGGCUUGGUGUCCCAGUGCUGGCUAAGAAGGUUGCAACUGGUCAGCGACUUUUGCAUGAGGUAUGUGCAGAAAUUGACCAAAUAGCUAGCAACAAUUAUGGAAAUUUUGAUGACAUGCUCAACCAUUUGAUGUGUCGGCUGGAGAAUUGGUCUGAUCAGCAGAAUGAUAUAUCCACAGUUGUGUUGGACAUUGAGAGAAUGAUAUUUAAGGAUCUGGUGGAUGAGAUAGUCAACAGAGAUGAAUGGCAUUUUCGGGUAGGGAAGCAAACUAGGGGCCAUCAAUCAAAAGCCCAAUGGUUUCCACGAGGUGUGCUCCAAGCAGUAAUGUUUGCUUUCAGUUUCUCUUAGACAAGCUUCCUCGAGAUUUGGUCCUUAUAUUCCCACUUCUCACUUUUAUAUCUUAUUGAUACUGUUCAUGGUGCUUCUUGAAUUUGCUUUGUACCACUUUGGCUGAGGAACGGGAAGCCGAAGCUGCCCCCUCAAAGGGUCUAGGGCUGCAUCAGCUUGCAUAGGGGGUUGAUGCCCACAGCAAAAUCUAAUCAAGGAAUGACCUUCUACCAGUCACUGAUCCAACAAGCUAUGCCAAACCCCUUGGGCCACUUUUGCCUUCAAAAUUGUGGCAUAGAACUCAUUUUUUCCACUUUCUCCUGCCUGUAUUCCUUCGCAACUUUUUUGUUUUCAUGUUAGCCCUUAUACCUUAUGACAAGCAGAGGGUAGUAGUUUCCCAUUCCAAUUCGGCUCCUUGUAUGAUAGUCCAUGUGUAUGUCCAUGGCUACUGUGCUUUUAUCUUUUUCGUUAUAUAAGAUGUGGUUUUUUCCUCUAAAGAUGCUCAAACAUGUAAAGCAACCAGUGUAAAUUCCUUCUUU
Molecule: messenger RNA, 4963 nt
Organism: Nymphaea colorata (pocket water lily)
Lineage: Eukaryota; Viridiplantae; Streptophyta; Magnoliopsida; Nymphaeales; Nymphaeaceae
Product: protein LONGIFOLIA 1-like
Exons: 6
Coding region: 1176-4445 (1089 amino acids)
Biological process (GO): regulation of monopolar cell growth
Source: RefSeq, a predicted model, not a curated record